AUGUCUGACUCUGAGAACACCGCUAUCUCGCAGCAAGAGGACGAAGUCGAGGUGGUCAAAGAGCCCGUCAAGGCCGCCCGGCCGAAGCGCGCGUCCGCAGCUAAGAAACGCAAGGCCGACGAGUCUGACGAAGAAGACGCGUACGAGGAUGCCUUCGAAGACGAGGAGGACGCUCCUGCGCCCAAGAAGAAGGCCAAGACCACACCGGCGAAGAAGGCGGCCGGCAAGGGCGCCACCCAGACUACGCUCACAGCCAAGUCCAAGAACGCCGACCCAUUCUCCAUCACUCUCGAGGGCGACGACGACGAGACAGUGCCACUUCUCGACUCUUGCGACGAGCUCCGCAAGAAAAUCAACGUCCACUUGGACGUCUCCGGCUAA
Messenger RNA from Peniophora sp. CBMAI 1063, 381 nucleotides. NCBI's taxonomy places the organism in Eukaryota, Fungi, Basidiomycota, Agaricomycetes, Russulales, Peniophoraceae. The record is from the annotation of a GenBank genome assembly.